AUGGAACCGAUUUCAAAGUCGUUCCUGCGAAGGUCUGUCUGCACUGAGGGCGAGGCUUUCGAAAGUGGAAUUAUACGCGGUGCCGCCGUCAAAUACAAUGACUCUGCCGCUCUUAGGUUGCGUCGAAGAGCUCUUAUCAAGUGGCAGCCGGGCGCACCAAGUAAGGUGCUCAUUGUGAAGAAACCCAAGAACCCCGCUGCAUCAACGAAACUUCACGAGAUAGGAGCCUGGCUGCGUGCCCGGGGCAUUGAGGUGUUCGUCGAGAGAGUUGUCUGGGCGACGGAGUUUAAGGAAUUUAGCAUUUUUGAUCCACACGUCAAUCGCCACGACAUCGACUUCUGCAUCUCACUUGGCGGCGAUGGGACGGUGCUAUACCUCACGUCGCUUUUCGAGGAGGAUGAGCCUCUGCCGCCGGUGUUGUGUUUUGCCAUGGGCACGCUGGGCUUCCUCACCCCUUUUGACGUGGCCAACUUUGAGGCCACAUUGGAGCGCGUGCUGGACACAAACAGUCAGCCGCUAUACUGCACGCUGCGGACCAGGAAACGCUGCGAGGUGGUGUACGACGGACGGCUGGAAGCCGUACAUCACGUUCUGAACGAGUGUGUCCUGGAUCGCGGCGCCUUCCCGGGAGCUGUCCUGCUGGAGAUCUUCGUUGACGGCUCGUACGUUACCAACGUGGAAGCGGAUGGGCUCAUCAUUUCCACCCCCUCGGGUUCUACCGCCUACUCCAUGUCUGCCGGGGGACCGGUAGUGGCGCCGUCGGUGCCCUGCACCGUCUUUACGCCCAUCGCGCCGCUGUCACUAUCCUUCAGGCCGGUGGUCAUCCCCGAGUCGUCCUCUAUCUGCGUGCAUCUGCCCACGUGCGCCCGCUCCCAUGCACGGGCUUCCUUUGACGGCAGGAAGCCCAUGCGGGUGCGGCGGGGCACCUCGCUGUUCUUCACGACCUCGCUGUGCCCCCUGCCCGUCAUCAGCCUGGGACCCAUGGACACCGACUGGUAUGAGGGCAUCACCAGCAAGCUCAAGUGGAACCAGGCAAUCCGUCAGCUGCCCAGCUGCCCAAGUCCUGUGGGCGCCCAGCAGCAGGAGCUCUGCAGCGCGCGCCUUGCGGACCGCGCCGCGGCAGAGGUGGCGCUGGCAGCAGCGGAGGGCUGCCCCGUACCGGACGACGCGUACCUGGUUCACGCCGCGGCAGCGGCUGCUGCGGCUGCCCUGCCGCGUCAUUCUUCCGAGCGCAACAUCCUGGGAUUGGGCAGGCCCACUGUCCAACCCCAGUCCCAGAGCUCCGGCGGCGCAACCGCGCCAAUCUCCCAUGGCCCGGCGCUCCCCGCCGGCGCGGCCGGCACUUCAGGUAGUUGUAGAAGUGGAAACGGAAACGGUAAUGGUACGGUUGUGCGCAGCAAUGGUAGCAGCACCGGUACACUUGGCAGCGUUCACAGCUUCAGUGUGGGCGGCCUCGCCGGCGGGCACCGCAGUGGCAGCGGUAGUGGCUGGUGCAGUGUCGAAGUACCAGACGAUGGUAGCGCAACUGAUUCAAUGACCAACAGCCUAGAUGAUCCCAAUGAAGCUGCACAGGCAGCAGAGAUGUCCCGUGCGUCGGUUGCUGUCACCGUUGCGGCGGCAGCCCUUGCGGCCGCCAGCAAGCCGCUGCGUCCUGCUGUAAUGCGAACCCGGCCGAUUAAAAUACAGCAGGCUGGUGCUUGCGCGGUCAUGGAUGUGCUACGUGCAGAUCCCGAACGGCCGGGUUAUGGUGGUGGCCGCCGGCGCGGCCGGGGCCGUCGUAACGGUGGCGGCAGUAGCGGGAACGCUGCUGCUGCCGGACCAGUCGAGGAGCCCGACAGUACCGUGAUAUCCGAGCGGGGCCCCGUGGACCGUGCCAGGCACCUUGCGUGA
Messenger RNA from Volvox carteri f. nagariensis, 1890 nucleotides. RefSeq lists its product as uncharacterized. Gene Ontology annotation, biological process: NAD+ metabolic process; NADP+ biosynthetic process. The transcript has 7 exons. Lineage: Eukaryota; Viridiplantae; Chlorophyta; Chlorophyceae; Chlamydomonadales; Volvocaceae. The record is from RefSeq and is a predicted model, not a curated record. Gene Ontology annotation, molecular function: NAD+ kinase activity. Bases 1 to 1890 code for a protein of 629 amino acids.